CUGGCGCGGCCUCCAGCAGCGGGGAGCGGGCUCAAUCCUAUGCGGUCGGCGGGUUUGGCAGCGGCGCCGGCGGGAUGGCGGGGGCGACGGUGGCGGGCAUCAGGGCUAGCCUCCCGUUCUGGAGCGCCAAGGCGUACGCCCCGGCCCGGGCCUCUGGUGAUACCAUCAUUGGAGCAGCCAACCCUGCGGCCGCCCCCACCGCUGGCGGCGUGGCUGCGGCGCAGGCCAGCGGCCGUCCCGCAGGGACGCCCGCCACGGCACCAGCCUCACCGCCCAUGUACCACGGAGGGUUUGGCGGGCGGUCGGUCACCCCUGGGCGCGGCGGCUAUGGCGGGGCGCCGGGCUUCAACCCAGCAGCGCCGGCCGGCGAGCCGCCGGCGCUGACGCUCCACUCGCUGAAGCCGCCCGCGAGAUACG
Messenger RNA from Monoraphidium neglectum, 417 nucleotides. RefSeq lists its product as hypothetical. NCBI's taxonomy places the organism in Eukaryota, Viridiplantae, Chlorophyta, Chlorophyceae, Sphaeropleales, Selenastraceae. The record is from RefSeq and is a predicted model, not a curated record. The transcript has a single exon. The annotation marks the transcript as partial.